Thalassophryne amazonica is the source of this 656-nucleotide messenger RNA. Its product is annotated as eyes absent homolog 2-like. The record is from RefSeq and is a predicted model, not a curated record. Gene Ontology annotation, cellular component: nucleus. Bases 1 to 432 code for a protein of 143 amino acids. Gene Ontology annotation, molecular function: protein tyrosine phosphatase activity. Lineage: Eukaryota; Metazoa; Chordata; Actinopteri; Batrachoidiformes; Batrachoididae. The transcript has 5 exons. Gene Ontology annotation, biological process: positive regulation of DNA repair; anatomical structure development; negative regulation of extrinsic apoptotic signaling pathway in absence of ligand.
AUGGCGGAGAGCAGAAGGUUUGCUGGGCAGCCCAAAGCGGAGUGGUUACAGCUGAGGAGAGAGAUGGAGGUCCUAACAGACCUGUGGCUUACUCAAGCCCUAAAAUCUCUGGCUCUCAUCAACUCCAGGCCAAACUGUGUGAAUGUGUUAGUGACUACUACCCAGCUCAUCCCAGCCCUGUCUAAGGUCUUACUGUACGGCCUGGGCUCGGCUUUCCCCAUAGAGAACAUUUACAGCGCCACCAAGACAGGCAAAGAAAGCUGCUUCGAGCGUGUUUCUCAGCGGUUUGGUCGGCGAGCAGUGUAUGUCGUCAUUGGAGACGGAGCUGAGGAAGAGACCGUGGCUAAGAAGAAAAACAUGCCUUUCUGGAGAGUGUCCUGUCGGGCCGAUCUGGAAGCCCUGAGCCAUGCACUGGAGCUGGAUUACCUCUAGAAGGCGCCAACUGUCAUGUUUUGCUCAAAAGCCCAAAUUCUGAGGUGCUCCUGUGUUCCUGAGUCAGCAAAGCUGCCCUAAGAGACUGAUCCAGAGUCAGGAUUGGUAUGCUGAGGUCGGGCACAUCUGAUUUCUCACUCGGCUCUCAAACAGGACUGUGAUGAAAAACGAGGCUGCGGCGUCAUAAACGUGAACGUGAAGCCAAAAGUACUGGACCAAAAAAA